UUUUCUUUUAUGCAUGCUAUUAAUUUUUGCAAAACCAAUAAAUUUUCUGUUGCUUUGCACAGCUGGCUGCAUUCACCAAUCCACACAGCAGGUGAAUCCAUUUGGCUAAGAGUCCCUGACUACUAGGACCUCCAAGCCUGUGGUCAGCUCUUGCAUUGGGGGGGUGCAGAACAGAGAGUGACGCAUUUGAAGGCAGAACUACAUUGCUGAGAGAAGAUAGUUUCUGGUUUGCAAGUGAAGACGGUAAAGAGGGAGCAUUAAAUAUGAAAGUCGAUCACACUUUGAGCUGCUUCAUCUUCGUCAGCCUGCAUGGAACCAUUGGCCUCGCCAACGCAGAAAGUUCCAUCCAUACAGGGAUGGACUGCAGUAAUUCCCAGUGUGUUGACCCCUGUCAUAACUACACUGUACUGAAUGAUGACUGGCGUUCAACGAAUAACACAGAUAUUCAGGUCCUACACUGUGAUAAAAACAUUGACUGGCAAGGUUGGUAUCGCCUGUUUCUGGGGGAAUCUGGUGCUCAUAUUCCAGAGAGGUGUCUAGACCCCAACAGGUGUGGAACUCAUGCUCCACUGUGGAUAACACAACCUCAUCCCACACAGUCGGGUGAAAUUCUAACUCGCACUGUGUGCAGUUCUUGGGAAGGCAACUGCUGCAAAUUUGAGUCACACAUCAUCCAUGUCAAACUCUGCUAUGGAAACUACUAUGUCUACAAACUUGAAAAGCCAGUCACGUGCUAUCUUGCAUACUGUGCAGAGGUGAACAUAACAGAUCCUGCAGUUCCUUUUACCACACCUGCUCCAACACCAAAGGUCUUGUCACCCUAUCAGGUCCAUAUCAAUGUUACAACAGCAGUGGAUAACAGCACAGCAGUUGAGGGGGAGGUCCGCCUGGUUAAUGGAGGUAAUGACUCCUGCUCUGGCAGAGUGGAGAUCUUCCAUGGUGGACAGUGGGGGGCAGUGUGUGAUGAUGCCUGGAGCCUAGGGGAAGCGCAGGUGGUGUGUAGACAAUUGGGCUGUGGCAGGCUCCUCUCCAUACCAACAAAUGCAGAAUUUGAACAGGGCAAAAGACACAUCUGGUUGGACAAUGUCACAUGCUCAGGCAGCGAAACACAGCUCUCUGAGUGCCAUCACUCAGGGUUUGGAUCCCACAACUGCAGCCACCAUGAGGAUGCUGGGGUCAUCUGUGAAGGCUCUCACCCAGAUUUCCCCCUGCUUUUGGUUGUUAUAAUUGUGGUCAUGGUAGUACUAAUGCUGUUCUCUGUUCUGAUGUUGAUCUACAAAAGGAGGACCAAGACCUCUGUUGAUUUGGACAGAAGGAGAAACUCAGACCACAACCAGACUGAGAUUGCCCUCUAUGAAAAUUUUUGUCCAGUCUCCAGAUGUGACGAUUCAAUCUACCAGAGCCUCGAUCCCACCAGCAGCGACCAAGACCAAACUUACUGCAGUCUCACGCACUCAAAGUAGACAGUUUCAGAAAAGCAUUCAGAUCAUUUCAUAUGACACAGAAAAUGCUUAUUUUUAUGUGCGUGCACAAUCUUGGCUUUUACAGAGGAAGUUGAUAAUGUGAUACCCGUUAUCUCCAAAUGAGGUUUUAGUUUUCAUCGAGCCAGGUAAUUCAAAGAAAGCCUGUCUGUGUUCAUAGUGUACCCCUCUGGUCAGACAAAGCUAAACAAACACUUAACCUACUGGUAUAUUUGAAGGAUUUUUCUCAUUAUCAGUUUAAAAGAUGUUGGCUAAGUUUUUUAAAGUCAGUGUUCACCUUU
This is a messenger RNA of Maylandia zebra (zebra mbuna), 1762 nucleotides long. RefSeq lists its product as uncharacterized. Gene Ontology annotation, biological process: zymogen activation. Lineage: Eukaryota; Metazoa; Chordata; Actinopteri; Cichliformes; Cichlidae. Gene Ontology annotation, cellular component: plasma membrane. Gene Ontology annotation, molecular function: serine-type endopeptidase activity. The record is from RefSeq and is a predicted model, not a curated record.